CCUGAUCACCACUUUGAAGGCACUCCACCCACAGUUUUCACCUAAAAGCUCACUGCUCUACUCUCUCUCUCUAGGGUUUAUUAUAUAUAUCUUCGUCGGUAAUAUCGCCGGAAAUGAUUUUUCCGGCCAUCGGUUUUGUUAUGGAGUGUUAUUGUGAUGACGUCAUGUCGUGUAGCCGUCGCAAAAUCAGCGAUUUUUAGCCGUCUCGUGUUUGUUGAACCUUAAGCAAAAGCUACAGACUUUUUAGCUUAGGAGAGUUUCCAAGUUAUUCCAUGCUUUGUCGACUAAACCGCUAGAAGACUAUUUUCUACUCCAAAAAUUGAUUUUCUACUAGAUAAAAAGGUACCAGUUUUAGCUUAAACCUCUUUUGCAUUAGUUCUCGCAGUUCAUCAGUUUCUCGCCGAAUUCUCGUGAAUCAUUUGAAAUUUUCGUGAUCGAUUGUAGAGUGUGAACUUGAAAUUGUAGAGUCAGAAUUGUAGUUAUGCCUUUUCCGAUGAAGAUUCAACCUGUUGAUUUCAAUACUGUGGAAGAACCGAGUCGAUAUGACUCGUUUAAGCCGGUUCAGAAGUCACGGUUCAAGCGGCUAUUCGAGAGGCAAUUUUCAGGAUUUUUGAGAUCGUCGGCGCCGCCGGAUAAGCUGGUUGCCGGCGAAGAGUUGAUUUGUAAUAAGAAGGAUGUUGCGUCCGAAGAGUUCGAGCCGAGCUCCGUUUGUUUGGCUAAAAUGGUACAGACUUUCAUUGAAGAAGGCGAGGCUGAUAAACAUCGGUGCAAUCGGAACCAAAAAUGCAAUUGCUUUAACUGUAAUGGAACUGACAGCUCAGAGGAGGAAGCUGAUUCACUCAGUUGCUUCGUUGAAUCGAAUCAUACUUGUUGCAACGAUGCUUGUGAAAUCCUCAAGAGUUUGGUGCCGUGUCCUUCCCUUAUUGAAAGGAACGUUUUAGCUGAUAUUACAAAGAUCAUUGAGAAAAACAAGAUGGGAAAGCGAAAGGACAAUUUCAUCCGAAAGAUAGUUGUUGAUGGCCUCUUAGCUACGGGAUAUGAUGCUUCAAUCUGCGAGUCUCGCUGGGACAAAACUCCUUCCACUCCUGCCGGAACAUACGAAUAUGUUGAUGUGGUGACUGAAGGAGAAAGACUACUAAUUGACAUUGAUUUCAGAUCAGAGUUUGAAAUAGCAAGGUCGACCAGGUCCUACACAUUUCUCCUCCAAUUGCUGCCUAACACUUUUGUAGGCAAAGCGGAUCGCCUUCAGAAGAUUGUUCAUUUGCUAACAGAGGCUGCAAAGCAGAGCUUGAAGAAGAAAGGAAUGCCUUUUCCUCCAUGGCGUAAAGCUGAAUACGUGAAAGCCAAAUGGCUGUCACCUUACACCCGUAUCAAACCAACUCUAAUGGGGGCACCAACCGUGUCAAACUCUGCUCCUGAAACUGGCACUGCUUGCAAAACCUAUCAACAAGCGGUAAAAGAGGAGACUUCAGAAGAUUCUUGUGGGGAGCUGAAUCUGGUUUUUGGAGAGAGCAGCCCACUCUUGGAGAAUAACGCUAAGAGCGUGAUUACCUAUCCUCUAUCUGCUUGUGAUGAAGAAGAAAAGGAUGUGAUGGUGCAGCAAGGCAAACCACUGGAAACUAAACACAAGGAUUCAAGCAAUGGUGCUAGGAAGAUAACUGGUUUAACUUCUCUGAUUGAAGACCACACAUGAAAUUCUGACCUGUCCUAACCUUUUUGUCGUUUGUUGUUUCUAUGUGUCGAGUUGAAAACCCCGCGUGUUUUAGUAAUUGGGGCUAUUUGAAUCUACGGACCAUCUGCCUACUGGUUUGUCUCGGCAGUCCCCCUUCAAGUUUUAUAGUAAGGGUCUAUGAGUCCAUGCCACUAAUACAACUAUAUAGUCGAUAGAUUAGUAAAAGGAGCACUGGGAAGUGUCUUGUUUGUCAGUUUGGUUCUUGGAUAUUUUCCAAGUGUUUUGCCUAAAUGUUCAUAUUAGCAGAUACUUGCAUUGUUAGCUUGUAGUAUCACUGAUAUAAUGAAAAUGAAGUCUUGGAAUUAUUUUGGUAUGAGCUUCUCUUUUUGUAACUUUUCAUGCCUUACCAUUUGAAGGGGGCCAUAGUGCUUGUAGUGUUGUGUUUUA
Nicotiana attenuata is the source of this 2119-nucleotide messenger RNA. RefSeq lists its product as uncharacterized. The transcript has 3 exons. The coding region runs from base 482 to 1693 and encodes 403 amino acids. Lineage: Eukaryota; Viridiplantae; Streptophyta; Magnoliopsida; Solanales; Solanaceae. The record is from RefSeq and is a predicted model, not a curated record.